Caenorhabditis elegans is the source of this 910-nucleotide messenger RNA. It is a transcript of the gene F38G1.3, whose product is annotated as Protein quiver. The transcript has 4 exons. The coding region runs from base 1 to 606 and encodes 201 amino acids. The record is from RefSeq and is marked reviewed. NCBI's taxonomy places the organism in Eukaryota, Metazoa, Nematoda, Chromadorea, Rhabditida, Rhabditidae.
AUGAACUCCAACUCUUUUCAGAUGGAUUGUGCUGCAAUUUGUUUGCUCACUACUGCCGUUCAAUUUAUUCCACUUUCAUCAACCAUAAACUGCACGUAUUGCGUGGAAGCUAGAUCGACGUACGAGCAUUGCUUCAAGGAUGUUAUAGAAUGUGCAUAUCGGGAUCCAAGCUCUUUAAUUAUUUGUUUGAAUGUGUAUGAAAAGAAUGGUGGAGACCCCGCCAUAAUUCAACACACAAUUCGAUGUAUAUCCUACCAAGACUACUACGUUCCAGACCAUUCAAUAAGACAGGUCAGCGCCGGCGGCUCGUGUGCAUUCGAGCACAUUCAAAAGUGUGAAUGUGAUGUGUGCCGAUCACCAACUACAUCCACAAGCACCACUACGACAACCACUCAAAUCACCCCAUCCAUGCAUAGAAAAAAGCAUCAUCAUCAUCACCAUCACAAGGAGAACUCCAGUCACUAUCACAAACAUGAUCAGCUGGUAUUUCCAAACAACACAUUCGCCCAGCAGUACCGGGAUAGUGGAUAUUAUCUGAAAUCUGCAACAUCGAGCUUUUCUCUAAUGAUUAUUACGGCUUUCGCCACUAUUGUUCUUAUUCUGUAAAACCGGAAAGUCACUCACUUUAUUCAAAGUUCGGCCUAUUGUAACAUUGAGUCUAUUUCUCCUCGUUUAAUUUUUUCGAAUAUUAUUACUCUAUUCUUAUUUUUGUUUUUUAUCCUCUACCCCUUCACCAAUAUAACACGAUCCCUCUGUUCGACAAUGUUUCUCUUCAUCGAACCGUGACAAUUUUGCAUUCACUACUCGGGUACACACUUUUUUUACACACUUUUUUUUGACUAUUUCACAUUGUAUAAUUCUGUUGAAAUAAGUGUUCAAGUAAAUAGUAAACGAUGAAGUUUAAAUUAAG